Messenger RNA from Monomorium pharaonis (pharaoh ant), 1894 nucleotides. RefSeq names its product glutamic acid-rich protein. The record is from RefSeq and is a predicted model, not a curated record. NCBI's taxonomy places the organism in Eukaryota, Metazoa, Arthropoda, Insecta, Hymenoptera, Formicidae. The transcript is spliced from 6 exons. Bases 1147 to 1599 code for a protein of 150 amino acids.
AUUAUGGAAAUAUUUACUUUUUGUGAGAAUUCUCUUACACAAGAAAAAAUAACGAAUUUUUCGUGAGGAUUCUGACUUCUGAAAGAAAAAGUGGAGAAAAUUUACCAAUUGGAAAAGUAGAAAAAUCUUACUCGCUAUGGUUUUCCCCAUUAUUUUCAAUUCUACGUUUACUUGAUGGAAGGGCUAUAAAUUUCGAGCCCUGGCCCAUGCAAAUGUUAGUACUUUAUUUAUACUUUCGUGGAUGUCGAGCUAGCGAUAUUUUCAGUCUCUGUGUUCUCCGUGUGAGUAAUACGUUAGUGAAAGAUUACGCGAGUGUUUUCGAUAAAAAUAGAUCCACGAUCGAUAAUUGCACGCUUCAUGAUAAUCGUGUGUAACCUGAAUAGACAGGUUGAAAAGCGCAAAUAUUUCAAGCGCAUAUCUCGCGACGAUGAACUUAAUUAUACCUUCUUCGAGCGUUUUGCCAGAAUUGAGUGCUCCAAUACGAUGCUGUGCAUGUUGCACGGCAUGGGAUAUUUGGAGAGAAACGUUCGAUUAGAAGAUAUAAUCUCGCGUAUCGUCGAAGCGCGUGUCGCGGAUACGCAUUAUUAUGAAAACCACGCGAGUGGUUGCAUCGCCGUCUUCCUCCAUCGUCGCCCCGAAAAAGAGGAAGAAGAAGAAGAAGAAAAUCAUAACCGAAGAGUAGCAGGUAAGAAAAAUAUUAAAUAGUCAAUAAAGGUGACAUGAAAAAAAAGUUAGUACUUUAUAUUUAAUUACAACUAUUUUGUAGGAGAGAGAGUUGAAGCGCGGUGAAAUCGGCUACUCCUGAGACGACCACGAGAGGACGAUGAGGAUGAGGAAGCUGUACCUGCGCAGAGACCACGACUUGAAACUCCUGCUGCUAACGCAGAAUCUCCCCAAGUUAUAGUCUUGGAAUCAUCUUCUGAUGACGACUCCCAAAGCGAUUCUGAGGAGGAGGAGGAAGAGGAGGAAGAGGAGGAGGAAAUACCGAGCUCGAUGCGUUAUUCACCCCUUUACGAGAAGAAGAAAUGCGAAAAAACGCCGCGAUGGAGGUAGAAAAAAAUCCCAUCGAUAGAAUGGUAGCAGAAUGGGAGGCACGUGUGUUGGAGAGAAUAGCCGAAGCGCAGGAGGAAAGAGAGAUGGAGGAAAAUGACGUUGAGGGGGAAGAGCAGGUUCCGAGUUCAUGUGACUCGGAGAUAUUUAGCUGUUAUGAUACAAGAAAACGCUGCGAUGGAGAAACAGGAAAAAAACACCGUCGAAAGACUUAUAGCAGAGUGGGAACAACGGGAAUUAGCUGCAGUGCUGGAGGAACGAGAGAGGGAAGUAGAAGUGGAAGUUGUGGAACAGGAGGACGAGAAGGUGGUAGAGGAAGUGGCGCAGCAGGAAGAAGAAGAUGACAGAGAAGAUGUCGAUGAAGAGGAAAAAGAGGAGGAGGAGGAUGAAAAUACUGAAUCGGAAGAAGAAGAAGAAGAAGAAGAAGGAGAAAACGAAGAAGAGGAAGAUACAGAAGGAAAUGAAAAGGAGAGAGAGAGAGGGAGAUUGAAAUACCGAACACGCUUGACUCAGAAGCGUUAUUUUCACAGAGAGAAAUCGAGGCGAUAGAUUUGUCGAACAUAGAAGAAGAAGAAAAAGAAAAUGAAGAGGAAGAGGGAGAAAGUACGGUUGAAGAGGAGGAAGAAGAGGAAUUGGGUGACGCCGGCGUAGAACCUAUAGGUAAUAUUUCAGUAUAAUAUAUUAUUUUAAAAUAUAAAUUUAAAUAUAAUUUUAAAAUAUAAUUUUAAUUCGAUGGAAAUCACUCUCUCUCAAAUCCAUGAAUUUUUUGGGGGAACACGGAUCGAAAUAUCACUGGAGCCCUAAAUUAAUAUUCGGUUCAGGGAACUACGGCAUCGGACAUUGU